Messenger RNA from Orcinus orca (killer whale), 1885 nucleotides. RefSeq names its product nitric oxide synthase interacting protein (gene NOSIP). Bases 257 to 1162 code for a protein of 301 amino acids. NCBI's taxonomy places the organism in Eukaryota, Metazoa, Chordata, Mammalia, Artiodactyla, Delphinidae. Gene Ontology annotation, molecular function: ubiquitin protein ligase activity. The transcript is spliced from 9 exons. Gene Ontology annotation, cellular component: nucleus. The record is from RefSeq and is a predicted model, not a curated record.
GCCAGAAGAGAUACCUCCGCAAAUAGGGGCAGAUCUACUUCCGGUCUCUUCUGCCGGGCGGAAGUGAGCGGAGCGGAGAGGGAAAACAGCGCUCCUUUCCGGUGUAGGGGUACAGUUGAAGUAGCUACUGACGAGGGAGGAGUCGUUCGUGAGCUUUCCCGUCAGAUCAGAUCGGGGGCCAGAAAGGUCCAGUCCUCUCUGCGUGGGCCCCCUCUGGUCACACAGCCCUGCAGCUGCCCCUUCCUUACCCCCCAGGAUGACGCGCCACGGCAAGAACUGCACGGCGGGGGCCGUCUACACCUACCAUGAGAAGAAGAAGGACACAGCGGCCUCAGGCUACGGCACCCAGAACAUUCGACUGAGCCGGGAUGCCGUCAAGGACUUCGAUUGCUGCUGCCUCUCUCUGCAGCCGUGCCACGACCCUGUUGUUACCCCCGAUGGCUACCUGUAUGAGCGGGAGGCAAUCCUAGAGUACAUUUUGCACCAGAAGAAGGAGAUCGCCCGGCAGAUGAAGGCCUACGAGAAGCAGCGGGGCGCCCGGCGUGAGGAGCAGAAGGGGCUGCGGCGGGCGGCCGCGCAGGACCAGGUGCGGGGCUUCCUGGAGAAGGAGGCGGCCAUCGUGAGCCGGCCCCUCAACCCCUUCACGCCCAAGGCCGCCUCCGGGGACUGCCCAGAUGAUGCCAGACCCGGGUCCAGUGCGGGCCCCACAGGCAAGGACAAGGACAAAGCGCUGCCCAGCUUCUGGAUCCCAUCGCUGACCCCCGAGGCCAAGGCCACCAAGCUGGAGAAGCCGUCGCGCAUUGUGACCUGCCCCAUGUCCGGGAAGCCGCUGCGCAUGUCCGACCUGACGCCCGUGCGCUUCACGCCGCUCGACAGCUCCGUGGACCGCGUGGGGCUCAUCACGCGCAGCGAGCGCUACGUGUGUGCCGUGACCCGCGACAGCCUGAGCAACGCCACACCGUGCGCCGUCCUGCGGCCCUCUGGGGCCGUGGUCACCGUGGAGUGCGUGGAGAAGCUGAUUCGCAAGGACAUGGUGGACCCCGUGACCGGAGAGAAGCUCACGGACCGCGACAUCAUCGUGCUGCAGCGGGGCGGCACGGGCUUCGCGGGCUCCGGAGUGAAGCUGCAGGCCGAGAAGUCCCGGCCGGUGAUGCAGGCCUGAGCGCGCGGUAAACCAAAUAAAUGGGCUUGUUGGACGCGACAGGCCGUGUGGCGCCGUCAUUCACCUCGCCAGAGCCCGGUGACAGCGUGAGCUCAGGAAUGACUGCGCUUUGAAAGCGUGGGCUAAAAAUAUUUGGUUGUGGUCUCACGUUAAGAGUAAUAUCUGAAUCGAAUGCAAACGCACAGCUUUAAAUGGGUUGAGUGGCCAGAGUGGCCAGAGGUCGGAGUCUGGGCCGCGACCACAGGAGGGCGCCACUUUAACGGACUGUAGAAGUCCCCGCACUUUCUUUUGAGUUAAACCAAAUUUGAAGCCCAGGAGGCGACCCGGAACGCGGCGUCUCCCGUGGUAAAGUUUGAUAAGACACGCAAAGGAAAUGAAGUGCUAUGUGUGACUGAGAAAGCGAACAGCCGGCACCCUGUCUAGAGAAGGCAGUCAGGAACGCUCCCUCCCCCACCACCUGGAGGCUGGAGGGUGAAGAGGAAGAGGAAACCGCAAGUGCAAAGUCCCGGAGGCAGCACUCGGCAGGUGUGACGAGGGAGGAGUUCAGAGCACCCAGGCCUAGUGGACCUGCCUGGAGCUCAGACUUGACUAGGAGGGCAGGGGUGGCCUUUAAAGCUAUGUUUUUAAUAACCAUUGAAUCACAAAAGCAGGCCCUGUGCAGUGUGGAGAACCAGAGCACACAGUCAAGCAAAGACUGCAAAAAUAAAGUCUUAAAAGUCCUGA